AACAACAAGCCACAAUUGUCAACUCUUUUGACUCUAUCUAUCUCCCUAAAUGGAGUGGUUAGAACCUAAUUUUGUCUCAAUAUUUCCCUCUACAAUAUAUUGACUCGUUUCAACUAUGUAUAAGAUAUGUCACAAAUUGUUUUCCUUCCACAAUAACCACUUACUUUUUCUCAUAAUUUUCAUCCAACAUGUUUAGUGUGAUUAGAAGAAAACUUAGGUACAUUUAUUCAAGAAUAUUAUUUCUACUAUGGAAACGUCCAAGAUCAAAAGUUGUUAUCAAAAGGUUUAGAAAAUUGAAAACCAAAUCAUCAAAAAGUAACUCAAAUGGUAGUACUCAUAAUUUAGUGGAGUGUGAUGCAAGAAAGCCAAUUAGAAUCGCGACAUUCAAUGUUGCUAUGUUUUCACUAGCACCAGCAAUUUCAGAACAUGAUGAUUAUGUUAUAUCUAAUCAAAAGAAGAAAAAUUCUAAUUCUACAACAAGUUCUGAAUUUCCAAAGAGUAUACUAAAACAAUCACCAUUGCAUAGUUCUUCUAUGAAUCUUUCAAGAUCAAAUUUGAAGCAGGUUUCAAUAAAUCUACCUGAUAAUGAAAUUUCAUUAGCAAAUAGUAAGAUUCUUGGUUCAAUAGAAGAUAAAGAUGGUAACAUUGGAAGUGUUUCUUCUAGGAGGAAUCAAGUACCGGCAAGAUCUCCGGUGUGUUUUCCUUUUCUGAUGAAUAUGAAUUACUGUGAUGAAGGGAAUGAGAAAUUUUCUAGUAGUAGAAGUAUUUUGGAAGUGCUUAGAGAGAUUGAUGCUGAUGUGGUGGCAUUGCAAGAUGUGAAAGCAGAAGAAGAGAAAUGUAUGAAGCCUCUUUCUGAUUUGGCUGCUGCUUUAGGGAUGAAAUAUGUUUUUGCUGAAAGUUGGGCUCCUGAAUAUGGAAAUGCUAUUUUGUCUAAAUGGCCUAUUAAGAAGUGGAAAGUUCAGAAGAUUGCUGAUGAUGAUGAUUUCAGGAAUGUUAUAAAGGCAACAAUUGAUGUACCAUGGGCAGGGGAAAUAAAUUUGCAUUCAACUCAACUAGAUCAUUUAGAUGAGAAUUGGAGAAUGAAGCAAGUAAAUGCAAUAAUCCGUUCCAAUGACCCUCCACAUAUCUUGGCAGGUGGUCUCAAUUCUCUAUAUAGAGCAGAUUAUUCAUCACAAAGAUGGACAGACAUUGUUCAAUAUUAUGAGAAACUUGGAAAGCCAAGACCAAUGACAGAAGUGAUGAAUUACAUGAAAUCAAAAGACUAUGAUGAUGCAAAGGAUUAUGCAGGAGAAUGUGAACCUAUUGUCAUCAUUGCCAAAGGCCAAAAUGUGCAGGGGACAUGCAAAUAUGGCACAAGGGUGGAUUACAUUUUAGGUUCAUCAAACUCACCCUACAAAUUUGUUCCAGGGUCAUACUCAGUAAUUUCUUCUAAAGGCACUUCUGAUCAUCACAUAGUGAAGGUAGAUAUAAUGAAAGUAAACACAUCUACUCAGAAUAAUGUCAUCAAACAAUGUAGGAAAUUGAAGAGAAAGGUUGUGAAGAUAGCACCACCUUGUUCUGCAACAGGUGUAUGGGAAUUAACUCCACCUCCUAAAAUACUUGUGCCAUAGAAUUUACUUAUAGAUAGAAGUAUUAUAUAUAUAGAAAGCUAUAUGGUAUAUUAAUGUAUUUUGAUAAGAAAUAAUUAAGUUUACAAUUGUUAAUGUGCCCUAUUGAUUAAAAUUGAAGUUACUUCACAAAUUGUUGUGGUGUUACUUAAUCACUUAUAUGAAUAUUGUUAUUUUUUUUAC
This is a messenger RNA of Trifolium pratense (red clover), 1790 nucleotides long. RefSeq lists its product as uncharacterized. Lineage: Eukaryota; Viridiplantae; Streptophyta; Magnoliopsida; Fabales; Fabaceae. The record is from RefSeq and is a predicted model, not a curated record. Gene Ontology annotation, biological process: GPI anchor biosynthetic process. Gene Ontology annotation, cellular component: endoplasmic reticulum. The transcript is spliced from 4 exons. Gene Ontology annotation, molecular function: catalytic activity. Bases 189 to 1610 code for a protein of 473 amino acids.